Aaosphaeria arxii CBS 175.79 is the source of this 1307-nucleotide messenger RNA. Its product is annotated as glycoside hydrolase family 62 protein. NCBI's taxonomy places the organism in Eukaryota, Fungi, Ascomycota, Dothideomycetes, Pleosporales. The record is from RefSeq and is a predicted model, not a curated record. The transcript has a single exon. Gene Ontology annotation, molecular function: alpha-L-arabinofuranosidase activity. The coding region runs from base 195 to 1253 and encodes 352 amino acids. Gene Ontology annotation, biological process: L-arabinose metabolic process.
CACAAUUGUAGACCCCGUCGAAAUAUUAAACUCAAUUGCUUGCAGCAUUGCGACUACAGAUAUAUUGUUACUGUUCGAGUUGAUCCAAUAACCCGGAUUCUGAUUCCUCCGACAAAGCAUUGUUGAGGUAUAAAGAAGAAGAUCGUGCUACAGCAAUUUAUGUACUACAUCAUUACUACAAGAGCAGUUGUAAAAUGUUGCUGCUCUCCCUAUUCUCUUUACUCAAUACGGUACUGGGUGCGCAAGUAUCCCCAUCAUUUCUUGAUUCCGCUGUUCAACCUCAAAGAAAGCCAGGCAUUCAGAGCACCUUUCAAUGGAACUCCACUCGCGCCCUCAUCGGCCCCAAGAACGACGACCGUAAGAUUGCUGGAAUAAAAGACCCCUCUGUAGUAUACGUGGAUGGCAGAUACCAUUUAUUCGCCUCGACUGCAAAAUCUGGGGGCAGUAGCUACAACCUCGUCUACAUCACGUUUACGGAUUUCGAGCAAGCGCCCACUGCCGAUUUCUUCUACCUAGAUCAAUCAGCCAUCGGUGUGGGGUAUCGUGCAGCACCCCAGGUGUUCUACUUCGAACCCCACGGACUAUGGUACCUUGUCUUUCAGAACGACAAUGCUGCGUACUCGACGAACAAAAACAUCAGCGACCCAAGUGGUUGGAGCGCAGUCACGAAUUUCUACGACAAGAGACCAGCUGUCAUCGAUAAGAACAUUGCAGAUGGCUACUGGGUCGACAUGUGGGUUAUUUGUGAUGAUGAAAAUUGUCACCUCUUUUCUUCGGACGACAUGGGCCAACUGUACCGCUCACAAACAAAACUUACGGAUUUUCCCCGUGGCUUUGAUAGCAAUAACACCGUCAUCGCGAAGUCGGACAAAAGAUUCGACUUAUUCGAGGCGUCAAACGUCUAUCGAAUCGAAAAUGGGUCAUAUCUUCUCAUCGUCGAGUGCAUUGAUGCAGAAGAACAUCGUUGGUUCCGCUCGUGGACUGCCGAAAGCCUCGAAGGGCCGUGGGACGAACUUGCCGCGACGAAUGAAAAUCCGUUUGCGAGGAGGAAUAAUGUAGCAUUCAGUGGACCGACAUGGACUAAAGAUAUCAGUCAUGGCGAAAUCAUUCGCGAUAAAGUCGAUCAGACUCUGACGAUUACCCCGUGCAAAUUGCAGUACAUGUACCAAGGGAGGGAUCCGAAUGUGACGACAAAUUACAACAAUCUUCCAUGGAAGCUAGCACUACUUACUCAGACUAAUUCUGAAUGUUGAAUGACUUAUCGAAAUCCAGUCCCUCUCGAUGUGUUGGAGAUUGGGAAUGACUGG